AUGUCCCCUCUGGAGGGCACUUUCGGCCGUACGCCGAAAGUCGACCUCCCAGACAAGGUCGAGGGCUUCAUUCGUACCCAAAGUUACGAACCAGGCAAUUCCGAAAGCAAUAGAUCUGGGCGCAUCGUUGACGGACGCAAUGCCUCUUCUGCCGACUGUAAGAGUAUCAUCGGACAUAACGAUGAAGACCCCUCCAAGCGGCCGAUACUCCAUGACGUGGAACAGUCUCCAGCCUCUACCAUGACCAUGGACCCAUUUCCCCUCGUCACCGGUGUCUGGCCGGUGCCCAUCAGCUUGUCGAUAUCACAGUGUGAGAAAGACUUUCAACACAUUACCGCAUCGCCAGGCCAGCUCAAUCAGAUGUACAACCCAAAGAACCUCAUGGCCUUUUAUUACCGCGGCGGGAUCCAACGCAUUGCCAACGGCCUAAAGACUGACCUACGCUUUGGUCUGAGCGACGGAUGUGUCAAUAUCCAGAGCCCCGUUAGCUCACAUGAAGCCGUUGGGAAGGUCAAAAGGAGUCUGGGGCAAGGCAACAUCGACCUUGACGACUUUGAAUGUCGCAAGAGAGUGUUGGGGGGGAACCGACUGUCGCCGCCGAAAGAGACACCACUGCUGAAGCUUAUGCGGAUGGCGUCGAGCGAUAAGGUGCUGAUACCUGUCACAGUCCUCGUGACGGCCGUCGGCGAACAUUCAAACAUUGGACGGACCCUGAUGUCUAUGAGGGACGAUGAAAGUCCCGGCAUGGGCGCCUUGGCCUGGUUCAUGUUCAUGGCUAGCCAGCUGGGUAACUUCCUUUGCGUCACCCUCAGCCUCGGUACCAACCUUCUGCCUGAGAUCUCGACAAGGAUGAACUGCUGCAAUUUCGGCUUGCUCUCCGUCCCGGUCCUCAAUCUCGUCCGUUUCUGCACCAAUAUGUUUCAAUCCGAGGCUGUCUUGAACACGGAUGCUGUCAAACCAUCAUUCUUCCGCCUACACACCAAAAUCGACCAUUAUACGAGCUUCAGGUUGGACCAGUCUCUCGCCACAACAUUCCAGGAGGGGGCGAUCACUGAGCCUCAUAGAUUGUCGACACUCGCCGACUCCUUGCGGUUCGGCUCCGCUUCCACGGCUACAGAAUGGACUGGUAUUAUCUCACAACCAAUAGGUUCGAGUACGGCCAGGCGUCAUCGAAGGCUUUUUGUCAACAAUCCAAGGCUCGCUGGGGGAAUAUGCCUCGCAGGUUAUGUUAUACCGUUAGCUGCUGCCGCUUUCAGAGUUGCUCGGGGCCUGCGUAUCGCCUCAGGGCUCACAUCCACCGUUUCAGGGGUCACCGUAAUACCUCUUCGCACCGCGGAGGGCUUUCCCGUCUGGUCAUGGAUACUGACGUAUGGUGUUUGGGCCACCGCUUUCUCGGUAUACCUCUGGCAGCAAACUCGGCGCAUCCCGCGCAACGCCAACCACCGGAGGCAACUCUACUUGUUCUGCGUCAUUAUGGCGGCCGGGCACUUCACUACGGCCAUGUCUCAGGCUUCGGGAGCGCCCCCCUUGCCGGACAUCUUUACCUUGUACGGCCCAAUCAUCCUGACGUUCUGUGCCUACUCCUUUUUCCUGGUUUACGAAGCCGUCCUCCAUGAAGUCCCAAAGGGUGGCGAACCUCUUGAUCGAGAGGCUUCUCCAACUCCUGACGGCGACAGCGCAGCCACCGUUCCCUUCGGCGCACAGCCCGACCAGACGGCCCUCGGUAUCGGCGUCGCCGCUAUGGCUGGGGUUCCUUCGGAGGUAGCACUAUCCUGA
Messenger RNA from Colletotrichum scovillei, 1776 nucleotides. RefSeq names its product calcium-translocating P-type ATPase. The coding region runs from base 1 to 1776 and encodes 591 amino acids. The transcript has 3 exons. The record is from RefSeq and is a predicted model, not a curated record. NCBI's taxonomy places the organism in Eukaryota, Fungi, Ascomycota, Sordariomycetes, Glomerellales, Glomerellaceae.